AUGUCAUUCAGAUGUAUUAUCAAAUUCGAACAGAACACUUUCGACAGAAGAAAUAUAUUUCGAGAUUCAAGAGAUAACAAAAAAGCGAGUCAGAAAGGGAUGAAAGAUAAAAAAGAUCAAAGAUGCCCUUCGAACAAGAAGAAGUCGA
Molecule: messenger RNA, 148 nt
Organism: Racocetra persica
Lineage: Eukaryota; Fungi; Glomeromycota; Glomeromycetes; Diversisporales; Gigasporaceae
Source: the annotation of a GenBank genome assembly